AUGUCAGAGGGUCUUGGUCAAGUGGUGUCGUGGUACAUCUGUUCCGCCGUCGCUACCAUCUUCCUCGCUCUUCGCCUAUGGAUCCGCGUCCGCAAAUUCGGUUCUCUUGCUCUCGACGAUGGCCUCAUUAUUCUGGCGACGGCUUGUCUUUGGGGUGACUUGAUCAUUCAGCAAUAUAUGUGGAAUUUGGGAAUGGCCAACAUCCCGGGUGCUACGCCUGAGCAGUUCAAGAAGUUGAUGCAGAUGAUUGUUCCUGGAUCGAUUCUCUACGUCACAUCGCUUUGGGCCAUCAAAAUCGCUUUGGUCAUAUUUUACAAACGACUUGCCGCGCCCGGAACCAAACUGCAGAUCAUCUACAAUGUUACGCUGUGUUUACUGGUGGCUUUCUGGACUGCCAUCUUCUUCCACAUCAUUUUCCAGUGCUUCCCUCACGAUAAGAGAUGGUCGCAAGACCCGGCCUAUCAAUGUGAUCCGAAACAAGCAGAGAUCAACUACUGGUUGACAAUCCUCUUGAAUAUUGGCACCGAUGUCUUCACCAUUUGCUUGCCAAUCUACAUGGUCCUCCAGCUACAGAUGAAGCUGAAGCAGAAGAUCGGUGUUGCAGCCAUCUUCGCGCUCGGUUUCUUGGUCGUUGUUACAAGCAUCAUCCGAGCCUACUACUCCAAGCGAAACGAAACCAUGUUGACAUGCACCGUCUCCAUGAUCGAGACAGCUGUCGCUAUCAUUGCCACUUGUCUACCUCCUCUACGAACACUCUUCCUCGGCCAAAUGUCCUCUGCACGAUCCAACUCCAACUACCAGCAUUACGAACUCUCCUCGGCGGGCCAGAACCGAACUCGACGAACAAACCAUAGCCGAAUCACCACCAAUGUCAUGGGUGGUACGGAGAACAACGACUCGCAGGAUGAGCUGUUCAAGGAGUCUAUUCAGGGUGUAGGUGGAAGAAGCGCCGCCGGUGACAAGAGCCCCGGUAUCACGGUGAACACCACCAUUCUACAACAUAGUGCCGAGAGCCAAGCGAGGGCAUCUCAGGCCAGGCUUGAUAGCUUUGCUUAA
Molecule: messenger RNA, 1056 nt
Organism: Fusarium sp. VM40
Lineage: Eukaryota; Fungi; Ascomycota; Sordariomycetes; Hypocreales; Nectriaceae
Source: the annotation of a GenBank genome assembly